Messenger RNA from Ictalurus punctatus (channel catfish), 7424 nucleotides. RefSeq names its product LTO1 maturation factor of ABCE1 (gene lto1). The transcript has 5 exons. The record is from RefSeq and is a predicted model, not a curated record. The coding region runs from base 258 to 689 and encodes 143 amino acids. NCBI's taxonomy places the organism in Eukaryota, Metazoa, Chordata, Actinopteri, Siluriformes, Ictaluridae.
AACCAUAGAAUAUACAUGUGCAAUUUAUUAAGUCGCAACUUGUAACCUAGGCUAAAAACACUAUUUAAUUAAUAUAUUUUUUAUUUUAUGACGGUUAAAUUAUUCUCUCCUCUCCAGAAGGUGGCAAUAAUCAUCACUAACUUGUAAAUCUGACUGAGGAAGAAGCCGUCCUUCCGGAAGCACGUAGAUUGUUUAGUUUAUGUUCUCAAUUUCUAACUAAAAUUUCAGCAUAAAUACUACAUUUCAGUCUUAUUAAAAUGGCCGGUUUUUCGCAAAACGUUACAGAUGAUUUGUUCGACUCAAUUAUAAUGGCAGACGACAGGUUCCAUUUAGAUGGAUACCGUGAAGGAUUUGAGGAAGGAGCGCAACAGGGAUUGAUCGAGGGCAGAAACCACGGCAUGCUUCACGGUGCCAGACUCUCAGCUGAGGUUUCUUUUUAUCAUGGCUUUGCACUCACAUGGAAAUUUAUCCUACAAAACACUGAAGAUGUUAAAGCAAGAAAACGACUGAAAGCUGUUGAGACUUUGGAUGCAAUGAUCCAGAAGUUUCCAUAUGAAGACCCACAGAAUGAGAAGCUCCAGGAACACAUGGAGAGAGUGAGGGCCAAGUUUCGACAGGUGUGUUCGUUACUCAGUGUGGCUGCAGACUUCCGUGAGUAUAUGUCUGGAUCAGAAGGAAUGUCAUUCUGAAAGACUACAGAGGCGAACCCUGCUCUGAGGCGUCCUCCUGCGGUGUGGAUCACGAGACAUCUGCGACUCACAGCAAGCCGAAAAGAGAAGCGAGACACGGUGCAGUUGUGCUGUAUAUGCAGAGUCAAGGCUUGUGAAGUGAACAGUGGGAAUGGUCAAUUAAUGCCGUGGUUUUAAAGGUCAACGCUUCCUCAUGACCUCAUACAGUAAAUAUACCAGGAAAUGAGUCAGAUUACUCUUAGGAUCUUGGGUUAGUCCCUUUGAGAAGGUGAGUAUGUGCUGAUCUGUGAUCAGUUACAGGUUGACUUUGGCAUUCUACUUGAAUUUCCCUGACGUGCGUGAACACCAUCUGGUGGUGAAGUUGGAGAAAACAGAGCCAUCCUCAGAUGUUCUUAUGAUAAUGGGUGCACAUCUCCAUCUGCUGGUGGAGCAAAUCAGAACUAGAUUAUUAACAUUUUCACCUUGCUUAACUUAAUCAACACCUAUUAUACAGCAUUUCAACAAUAUUUCCCGCAGAAAUGGGAAAUUCUUUUGAAUAGAAUUGCAUUUUAAAACAUCAUUUGAUUGUGAACAUUUGAAGUGUCUUGCUUCUUAUUAACAAAAUAAAUGUAACAUUUUUUAAUAAUGUUCAGAGGUGUGGGAUAUCCAGGAAAGCAUUUUAGGUAAGAAUGGCAGUUUUGCAUGUAUUAUUUAUUACAUUAAGCAAGAAGCUUAUAUGAUAUAAUAAUUUAAUAACUACCUAAGUAAGGAAUAAAUCAUGACAGGGUGUGUUGUUAUAGGAAAAGAAUAAUUAAAAGGGGGGUACGAUGUUAGCACAUCAUGAAAUGUUUUAUUCCUGUUAAACAUCAAUUUGCCAACACUCAAAAUAUUUUUGAUUUAUAUAGAACACCGUGUAAUAAUUUUAUUCCUUUUAUAGUUAUGUUUGAAUUUGUGAAAUGCCCACAAAACAAGUUAACUCCUGUUAUCGCUUGGAUUAUGAAACUCUCUAAUCAACAAGACAAUUUUUUUUUUUUUUUCAAAAUCGUAAACUACUGAAUAGCUUCCCAUGUUGAAAAACUUCAUUACAGCUUUAUCUCUGACUGUUGCAAAGUGCUGACACUGGGAACUCACAGAAUGCAUCACCAUUUCAACAAUCACAAGUUUCUAAAAUCUUCUUACGUGGCACGUCCACUAUACAAGGCUGUAGAAAUGAUAAUGUAUUAGAACAAGCGCAUUAAGAUAAACUUGUGAUUCGAAUUGCAGCCGGCACUACUACACUACUGUCAGAGCUGCUGUUAUAGAAAAUUAAUCAUCACCUUUUGAGUUGAGAAUUCAGCAGCGCUGUGGUGUAAAUGCAUUUCACUGAUUACAUAAUAAUAUCAUCCUUAAAAUUUUUAUUCAAAGUAUAAUCUGUAUACCCGUUGCCAUUUGGCAUUAAUCCAGGUUUGCGCCCCUGGUCAAUCCUUUGUGCGUCACCCAAAUUCGUUUUCUAUAGUCUUGUGCUUUGUGAGGUUUUGCAAUAAAGGACUGAACCUCGUAUACUCUGGUAUAAUAUUUUCAAUUUCUUUAAGAAUUUGCCUUCUCUCCUCGUCCUUUGUUGAAGAACGCUUCCAUAAAAGCUUCAAAGGUGUCUUGGAUUUCAGUAGAAGUGCCGCCACGCUGGAUCAUUAGUUACCUCCUUUCCCCCCAGAGAACGAGUGUGAUUUUUAUCAUGCGAAUGCUUACACCUGCUCUUGGCCUAAAUCCCAGUUACCUUUUGUUAGUUUUGGUUAACCAACCCCGGGCCCCAUGAAAUUCCUCCGCUGGGUCUCUCAAUGCCGUUUCACGGGUGGUCAGCAAAAGUCUGCUGACAGAUAGCGUUCGGCUGCAACAAUGCCACGCUGGGGCCGGCGCAAGAGGGCAGGGGCCGGGCAACGCACUGCCGUUUUUUUUUUUUUUUUUUGUUCUACUCUGCUGGCGCUUUGAGGCGGAGGUGCAGCUCUGAAUUCAGCCGGGUUGGCAGAGAAUGAGAGGGUGGUGCUGGAAGUGGCAGCUGGUCUGCGCUCUGUGCAGCAGCAGGUGAACACGGGGCCCGAUGGCGGCACCUUCAGAGCAAUGACAGAUAAAACCGCACUCUUCCCUAAAGGCCUCCAAUCACAACAUGGCAACGCUUGCUCCAAUGUGACCUGCCUUUGUGUGUGUGAAAUAUAGAGAUUUAUGUGAUGGCCUCCUGUUUACAGAUGUGCCUUAAGAAUCCAGAGGUAUUAUAAUUGAGGCAUAGUGUGUCUACAGUUGGAUACAAAUUAGGCUGUUUUGCAUUAGAUGUUUUGUUUAGACACUGAAAACUUGAUUUUUUCAUUAGGAUACCCACAUUAAUGAUUUAUGUAUGGAUCUGUAUUAGAAGUUUCUGUGUGUCUGACUCAUUCCGAAUGCAGAACAGUAGAACAUGAAGAUGGGGAGGGGGGCUGGUGAACGAAGGCUAAAAGAAAGCUUGAGGAGCGAUGUUUCUUUGGUUUCUUUCAGCUGGCCGAGCCGAGUGGCUGGGGCCAGCGAGAGGGAGCAAGGCCGAGCAAAUGAAGGAGGACGCUGGAAGGUUUCAGAAAAUGUUCAGGAAUUUCAGGAGCAGGUGGCGAGUGGUGACAUGAAAGGAGGACGUGACAAAUGCAACCGGCGGGCACUCAAGAAAAAAAGGCCCCUGGCUGAAUGGUGGCAUAGUAUCUCCCUUUUUUUUUCUCCUCGGUGCCUCAUACCCCCCACCCUCACACACACACACACACACACAUAGACACAUGCACCAGCUCCAAUCUCAGCAUUAAACCACUCGCUUGCCUGCAUAGUUCAUGAUGUGGAUGAUAAAAAUAUGCAAUUCCUAUUCACAGCACAGACAAGAAAGGUCCUGCCACUUAAUUCGGCAGAUGUGUGAAGCCGGCCUCCUCUUGCUUUGUUUCCCGCUUUUAAUAGCUGCUUAUUAACAUAUAGUUAAAGGAAAACUCCACCCUUGAAAUACAUUAAAUAUGCUUAUACUGAAAUAUUUGCGAUCUCUCUCAGGUUUCCUUCACUGUUUGCUCCUAAAUGCAAAAGAGCAACAGCUUCUUUUCUCACUCACCUUUUUCCAGCAAUAUAAUCAAUGUCAUAUAUUAAUGAGAAAUCCGACACAGAAGUGGUGGUGAUGUUUGUGCAAACACUGAGCUCAUAGUUCCAGAAUGCAAUGCAGUUAAAUGACAGCUGUGGUGAGUUAUAGCAGAGAUGCCGCUUGGCUUGUUAUGGAAUUAGCAUGAAACUUGUGAUGGCGGUAUUAGCAUGGAAGUUGAAGCUUUGGAAGCUGAUCUGUUUGAGCAGGGUGUACAGAUGAGGAGGUGCGUCUUUUACAGCCGAAGAGAUUAAAAGACUAAAGCGCCGCUGCAUCACUCUCUUUAUGUAGAGUUUAAGCAGUGGUUAAUACUGCAUUCGACUUAACUGAGAAGUGUGAAGUCUGAGCUCAUAAUUAUGGGUAUGUCUCAACCAGCUCCAUAGUUCAGUAGUCAGGGCACUGAUCAGGGAGUCGGCCAUUUUAAAAUCCUUUAAAAAUCCUUCCAGUGCACUGGAACGUUCGCUCUCUAAAAAAAACAAUCUCACAAUGCACCACCAAAACCAGGGAGUAUUGAUGUUCACUAUGUUCCCUUACCAGAAAUGACGCUAUGUUUCCAGAAGCCUCUCAACUUGAAAAAAAGGGGGGGGGGGGGGGGCGAACUGUCAGCCAACUUCCGGCUACAAAUUUAAGCUAGCCUACGAUCCUGUUUGACAUGUUAUGACAGAAAUGCAUGUGAUUAACUCGCGUACACAAUAUACUGAUUCACGACCUACUGAACUACUGAGCUGGUUGAGACAUACCCUAUGUCAUUUUUCGAGCUCGGCACAUUUGAGCUACAAAAUGGGAAAAACGUGUUUUUUUUAAUUAAUAACAAGCUGGCCUGCUAACAUUAGUGAUCAUGAGCCUUUCUCAAAACAGCAUACUGUAUGGUCAGUGUUAUAGAUUUAACUCACUGAUGUGUCUGUGUUCAUUGAUUAGAAGUGUAUACUCAUAAACUCAUUUAAAGUGAUAUUUUAUUUACUGUUAAGUGUGAGUGGCACAUGCUGAACUUGGGGUUGAGGAGACAUUCCUAUCUUUGUGAACAGCAUUUUGGGUAGUGUAGCAAACCGUUAACCGAAAAUAAAAAUAGACCAACAUGUAGAUGAAAUAAUUUCAUUAAAAAUUUCAUUGCAAAAUAAAUAUUGGAUUUUUCCUGUGACAGCAUCCAGGCCUGGUACAGGUCAAACCACUUACUCUUUACAACCUGUAAUAUAUUUUACAAAUCCUAUAUGACCUUUAAAGUAAAAAACCAUUACACAAUACACUAUGAUAUCAUUCAAGCUAUUGUAUUGUAUAAUUAGGAAGUGCACAGUCUGAGAUUAAACUCUUUAUUUAUUAUGGUAUAACUCACUAUGCAGCAGAUUUGGCAUUGGCACAGAAACAUUCUUAAAAACGCCAUAGGAAAUCCUGCUCCGCAAAUUUCUCCAACAAAUUUGACGUUUCAAUCCAAGUCCAUGGAAACCACUAAUCAUCCUCCGUCUAUUGUUUGCUCUCUGGAAUAGGUCUCAGAUGGAUCAGAGCAGAGCUGCUAAGAGAUCAUGUGAGAUUUCUAUUUUUUUUUUUGGUGACUCUGGCCUCUCUCAGUGCAGGUAAACCACAUCACUGAAGAUGGAUGCUUUGUUGUGACAGCUCGGGUUGAAGUUAAAUUUACAGGCGCCAGGCUGGAAGCUGCACAGUCGCUCGUGCUCGUGCUGUGGAAGUCACACGUUCGGGCUAGCCUUUCGCUACGCCUUUGCUAGAGUGUGGGAAGAAAUGUUGCUGCCUCCUCCAAAAACCGCAAACACGAGGAUGCCAAGUGCCAAAGACACAGCAUUAUCACAGACCUUAGUCAGUGAGGAGAGUGUGUGAAAUUCAGAGUUGUUCUCCUAUGAGUUUUUUUUUUUCCCUUCAAAAAAUUGAGGACAUGAUCUAAACAAAGUCUGAAUGACUGACUGCACCUUGACAAGACAAAUAUCUGAGCUCCUCUCUAUGUACAUGUGUAGGAUUUAUUAACUUACUUCGUUUAUGGGGUCAUCAAAAGCAUUUUCACACUGGAUUUCACGAGGUUGAGUAAGAGUAGAUCAUAACAUUUUAUAUGUAUUUGGACCUCUAUAGGAAUAGUAAUAUUUGUAGACAAUAUGAAUAGAAUUGAAUAGCUUGGCUAGAAUGAUGAUGCACAGUAUGCAGUAUUGUACAAGAUAUUAUUAUAUUAUUAUUAUUAUGAUUGCUCAUAUUUCCUAGGUAUAUAUCAUAAAUCAUAGACUAUGAAAGAAUGGUUGCAUUUCAAUUUUUAAAAAAGUGUACUUUUCAUUUUACAACACAACUCCCAUAUGCACCCAUAGAUGCACCCUUUAAAUGUUCUUUGAAAAGAUUAGACUUCUACUAGUAACCCUUUUCUGAAAGGGAGAAAAUCAGUCAUAAGUUACAUAAAACUUUUAAAGGGCAACUGAAGAUCCCUUAAAGGUUCUUUAUGUAACUACAUGAUUACUCAAAAAGUUAUACAAAUAUUUAGACCACAUCUCUGUUGAAUUCUCGACUAUAAUUGUCAGUUUGUUUUACACUUAUGAAAGGAGUCUCCGUUGUUGGUGCUUUAUAACAGUCAGAGGUAAAGUUGUAACUUUGUAAGUUUUCACCACAGGAAAGUCUUUGUGCUUUCCAGUUUCUUGGUUAACAUCACAAGCUGCAUUUUUUUUUUGGUCAUAUUAACAUGAAAGGAGAGAAAUAAACUAUGCUGGUGAUGAAAUGAUCAACACUUGUUUAUCACUGCUGUAAUGUAAAGUGAUAGUAGGAACUUCCGCAAAAUUAAACAUAACUAUUUAUUGUUAAAAGCACCAUGUAUAAUUCCUUGGCAAAUUGCCGUGGUGUAAGGGGAAUAAAGCGUUCAGGGCAUGCUGUUAUUGGAAAAUAAUCCACUUUGCAUCACACCACCUGCCGCUGAUUAUUAUUCACAUCCCCAAGUGUUUUAUUUCCUACUUAUGACUAGAUAAACUAUACUCAUUGUAAUUCUAUCCCAACAAGCAUUAAGAGUACUUCUUGGCUGCUGUUAAAGAGAGAAAACAGACAAGGUAAGACAAUGGGUUUUGAAGCUCAACUUUAAUUCUAGCUAACAUAAUGUCUAGAACGGGUCUGCAAGUAAAGUUUGUGCAUUUCGGACCAGCAAAGGAAAAAAAAAAACACAUGAAGUGACAUUUUAUUUCUGGGUCAUCACCACAUCUAGUAAAGUGUUCCUUGAGGAACACCAUUCAAGACUAAAAAGAGCAACUGCUCUCAUUUACAAGACACAAAGUCAAGCUUUUUAGGGUUUGGGGAAAGGUAGAUGCAAUGACAUUUCUGAUGUUGUCUGAGUCAAUAUCUUUCCUUGCACAUUCAAAAGAAAAAAAUGGGUGAACCCCUCACCAGCUUGUCUUUUCUUUUACAAUUAUUUAUUUAUUCAUUAAAAAACCUAUAUGUCUUGGCUUGCAAAACACGCAGCUCAUUAGACUUUUUUUUUGUCUUGAGGUAACAAACAUUCCUGAUACUAUACAGAGGAUAAUGUGUGGUUUUGUCCCCCUGGGUCCUGGGUUAGCCAGUAGCUCACCCUAAAACUCCAAGCUGCAUCUUUUUAUAUAAAAGUACUAUCUCCAGUCACAAUGCAGAACACAUAGCAGCACCAUGUCUAUGGCUAAAAGGGAAAGGGAUCGAGAAAGGGG